This is a messenger RNA of Neopelma chrysocephalum (saffron-crested tyrant-manakin), 286 nucleotides long. RefSeq names its product transcription elongation factor SPT5-like. The record is from RefSeq and is a predicted model, not a curated record. NCBI's taxonomy places the organism in Eukaryota, Metazoa, Chordata, Aves, Passeriformes, Pipridae. The annotation marks the transcript as partial. Gene Ontology annotation, molecular function: mRNA binding. The transcript is spliced from 2 exons. Gene Ontology annotation, biological process: regulation of DNA-templated transcription elongation; regulation of transcription by RNA polymerase II; transcription elongation by RNA polymerase II. Gene Ontology annotation, cellular component: DSIF complex.
GUGUCCCCCCCAGGUGCUGAACAUGUACGGGAAGGUGGUGACGGUGCGGCACCAGGCCGUCACCAGGAAGAAGGACAAUCGCUUCGCCGUCGCCCUGGACUCGGAGCAGAACAACAUCCACGUCAAGGACAUCGUCAAAGUCAUCGAUGGCCCCCACUCCGGCCGCGAGGGCGAGAUCCGACACCUUUUCCGCGGCUUCGCUUUCCUGCACUGCAAGAAGCUGGUGGAGAACGGGGGGAUGUUCGUGUGCAAGACCCGACACCUGGUGCUGGCCGGGGGCUCCAAG